AUGAUGAGUCACAAAAUUAAUGCGAUGAGCAGUGAAGAAGUUCAACAUCAACAACAAGUAUCACCAUCACCUAAUGUACAAAAGAAUCACAGUUAUCAUUCAAUUAAUGAUAAUAGUGAUAACUUGAUGGAUAUUCAUUCACAUGACUUUGCUCGACAUGGAUGGCACAAAGUGAUUGCUGCCAUCGAUGAAAUGAGACGACUAACAGAAUGUACGAAAAAUCAACAACGUCGUCAUUAUGCGCUCGAUACACGAACAACGCCCUCAUCGGACAUGUCAACUACAUUAUUAUCCAGUCAACAACGCUCAGCAAAAAAAGUUGAAUCAGUUCAUGACGAACUACUAUUCGCUAAAACAGGCAAUUUUAAUUUAGAUCAACUAAGUGAUGAUUUCUCGGAAAUGAAAAAAACAUUUCAAGAUAUAUCAAACAUAAAACAAGAAAAUAUUCAGUCUGUCAUUUUAGCGACAAAUCUUACAAAAACAGCACUGUUGAUUGUAUUUCGUUCAAUUGAAUCUAUAGCACAAGUCGUUACAAGAGGUAAUACAAGAAUGGCAAGUUUUCAAACAGCAAUUGCCAUAUUACGAGCAAAACGAGAGAUAUCGUUACCGGGUAAAUUAUUAUGCGAGUGGUAUCGCGCAGCACAAACACUUGACUUGUUAUUAAAUGAUCCUGAUUGGUUAUGUAAACGAAAAAAAGCAAAAUGGGCCAUUGAAGUGUGUACAGAAACGUUGAUUUGGAGUAAAGGUGUAUUUAAUGAAAAUUUUAAAAUGGCUCAUCCACGACCCAUAUUUGAUCGAAACGAAAGUACUGAUAUGGCUACGACAAAAGAAUGA
Messenger RNA from Didymodactylos carnosus, 834 nucleotides. NCBI's taxonomy places the organism in Eukaryota, Metazoa, Rotifera, Eurotatoria, Philodinida, Philodinidae. The record is from the annotation of a GenBank genome assembly.